AAGGUGGUGCGUGGAAUGUCGAUAGGUACCUAUACAUAUAUACGGUGCGCUCUCUGUUGAUUGUUAGCUGAUCAGCUGAUUCGAGUCUGUUUUAUGGACCGAGGUGCGUUUCAUUUCCGCAGCUCUGUCGGUCUAGCUUACUUUGUAAUUUUUAACCUCAUGCGCUUGUAGUUUAUUUUAUUGUUGCACUUAUGCGUUUUCAAACAUUUUACAUUCUAUAUUUGGUAAAAUUUUUACCCUCAAGUAGCUAGUUCUUUGAUCUACAAUAAGGUGUCUUAUACAUUAAAGACAAAAAAAAAUGGCUACAACGAGAGCAUUAGUUUAUUUUAUUGGACGAAGACAUCUGAUGCCAUGUUCUGUGCCAGUAACUACAAUAAAAGCAAACUCUUACGUUCCACUUUGCGUGCCACAAGCAUUCUAUGCAGAUCAAAAAUCUAUAACAAAAUCUGAGCAACCAGAAUCUGGAGGUCAGGUCCAAGUUGGUUUUGCAGAAGUAGUCAAAGAAAACACCAAGUCUGCCUGGUACAUGAGUGUUAUUGUGGCCGGUAUUGGAGUAACUGCGGUCAUGUUCUAUGCCAUUUUUAGAGAACUGUUUUCCAAAAAGAGUCCAAAUAGUGUAUAUAGUCUUGCACUCGACAGACUUAUGAACGAUCCAAAGGUUACGGAUGCCCUUGGAUCACCUAUCAAAGCUUAUGGAGAAGAAACACGGAGAGGGCGACGAGGUCAUGUUAGUCAUACAUCCUAUGAGAAAAAUGGAGUUCAGCACAUGAGGAUGAAAUUUUAUAUUCAAGGACAGCGCAAACAAGGCACUGUUUAUUUAGAAGUUCGAGAAGAUGCCAAUGGCGAUUGGUUUUAUAGAUAUCUGUUCAUUCAACUGAAGGAUAUGGCCCGCAGUGUAAUUGUAUUAGAAGAUAACAGAGAAAUCGAAAACAAUGUAUAUACAAGCCCUGAGGAGAUGCACGAAAUGGUGCCCCCUGGAUUCAAGCUAUAAGUAGUUGAAAUUUUUUAAUCAUCUUUUUAAAGGUAAAAGGUAAUGCAAUUCUAAGUCAAUUUAUUCAAUGAAAUAAAUGGGUGAUGUAUGUACAUAUAACAUUAGAAUUGACUUUAUAAAGAAUUCAUAGAACCAAA
Molecule: messenger RNA, 1128 nt
Organism: Nasonia vitripennis (jewel wasp)
Lineage: Eukaryota; Metazoa; Arthropoda; Insecta; Hymenoptera; Pteromalidae
Product: mitochondrial import inner membrane translocase subunit Tim21
Exons: 5
Coding region: 299-991 (230 amino acids)
Biological process (GO): protein import into mitochondrial matrix
Cellular component (GO): TIM23 mitochondrial import inner membrane translocase complex
Source: RefSeq, a predicted model, not a curated record